Molecule: messenger RNA, 990 nt
Organism: Cynara cardunculus var. scolymus (artichoke)
Lineage: Eukaryota; Viridiplantae; Streptophyta; Magnoliopsida; Asterales; Asteraceae
Exons: 7
Coding region: 164-772 (202 amino acids)
Source: RefSeq, a predicted model, not a curated record
AAUUAUUAUACGCGGUUCACUUUCAUCAUAUCAUCCCUUCCGCUUUAGGGCUUCGUCUGAAAAACCCUAAAAAUCUUUGAUCCGUCGCCUCAACGUUUUCAAACUCCUCGGAAUCUUAAUCUUCAAUCACAUCCGGUACCCUCAAGUUCCUCCAUCGAAUUAGAUGGCUGCAAAACCACUUACAGCUGCUGCAAUUGCAAUGACAGAGAAGAAAAUGGACAUGGCAUUAGAUGAUAUUAUCAAAAUGUCCAAGACUGGAACUGGGACUAACAGAGCCAAGAAGCAAAGAGUUCCAAAUAAAAAUCAGAAAUUUUCGAACAAUGUUGCUCAGGAUAAACCCAUGAAGUUGAAACGCUUUAUGGACUCAAGAUCCUCCCUUAGACAGGGUGUUCUUGCUCAGCGGAGAUCUAGCUUUCAGGGAAACCAAUUUCCUUUGGCUGCUGAGGCUGCUAGAAAGGCUGCAGUUGCUCCUAUCCGCAACAGGAACUUCAAUAGGAACCAGGCAAUGACUUCAUAUAGACCAAGGCCUGUGGCUCGACCGGUUCAAAAUAGGGCUGCAAAUGGAGGCUUUGCUGUUAAGCAGCAGCAGCAACAGCAAGUGAAGGUGGUAUCGAAGCAGAGGGCUCAGACGUUGGAUUCGUUAUUUGCAAACAUGAAGGAACAGAGGAUGAAAGCUCAGCAGCAGAAUAAUAACAUGAGAAGAAAUGGAGGUGGGGGGCAACAACAGAGGCCAAGACCUCCAUGGAGCAGAUCAUAUAAUAACAACAAUUGAUGUUAAAAAUCGCCAUUUCUCGGAAAAUAUGUAAUACGGGGUUCCUGUUCUUUUUUUUUCGUUCUUUCUGUUUGCUUUAAUCAAUUCAAAAUUUUAGACCAUGCUUUUUUUUAGAGUAUAUGAUGAUGAUUUUGUGCAAAAGUCUACACUUGACGGAUAAAUUGUUGUGUACAAUGUCAUUUUAAUGGAUUAGAAUCUUACUCGUAUGUAAAAGUAUC